UUUUUAAGGUCUGGGGAGAACAGUAAAUCGUGUCUUCCUCGGAGGGGUUAAGCGUAAAAUACCCUUUUCGUUGUAAUAAUUCUCAUCAUAAUAACUUAAUUCGCGAUCGCGACUCAAUUCACUUUCUUCUGCUGAAGCCGAAACAUCAGUUGUUUUCUUUGAAAUUUUUCGAUAAAUGGCGAACAGAGUUCCGAUCCGCACAACCAGCUCAGCACUCAUCGCCAUGAUCGCUGAUGAGGAUACAAUUACUGGAUUUUUGCUGGCUGGAGUUGGCAAUGUUGAUUUGAGGAGGACAACAAAUUAUCUCAUUGUGGACUCAAAAACUACAGUGAAACAGAUUGAAGAUGCUUUCAAAGAAUUCACAACAAGGGAAGAUAUUGCAAUUGUGUUGAUCAGCCAAUAUGUUGCAAACAUGAUAAGGUUUUUAGUGGAUAGUUACAACAAACCUAUUCCGGCAAUUCUGGAAAUCCCGUCCAAGGACCAUCCGUAUGAUCCUGCACAUGACUCUGUUCUUUCGCGAGUGAAGUACCUCUUCUCAACUGAGUCGGUGGCAUCUGGAAGGCGUUGAAUUGUUGCAGAGAAUAAUAAGUGCUCUAGUGCACUAUUCCUUCACAUGCUGCUGUUGCCUUCCUUCAAGUUAUUGGUCUCUAGUUACUUUUCUUGGAUUAAAUUAUUAUUUAAACAGGGAAGAUUAUCUUUCGUUUGAUUGUUAUCGAUUAGCUGGAAUGGCUGUUGGGAGUCUAUAUUUAGCAAAUAAAUGUAAUACGUUUCCUUCCAAAUAAUCUAGUGAUCAUUAAGAUUAAAUGUAUAAAUUUGAAUGAUUA
Olea europaea var. sylvestris is the source of this 824-nucleotide messenger RNA. RefSeq names its product V-type proton ATPase subunit F-like. The record is from RefSeq and is a predicted model, not a curated record. Gene Ontology annotation, cellular component: proton-transporting V-type ATPase, V1 domain; membrane. The transcript is spliced from 5 exons. Bases 176 to 568 code for a protein of 130 amino acids. NCBI's taxonomy places the organism in Eukaryota, Viridiplantae, Streptophyta, Magnoliopsida, Lamiales, Oleaceae. Gene Ontology annotation, biological process: proton transmembrane transport. Gene Ontology annotation, molecular function: proton-transporting ATPase activity, rotational mechanism.